This is a messenger RNA of Haliaeetus leucocephalus (bald eagle), 3834 nucleotides long. It is a transcript of the gene PRDM11, whose product is annotated as PR domain containing 11. Lineage: Eukaryota; Metazoa; Chordata; Aves; Accipitriformes; Accipitridae. Gene Ontology annotation, molecular function: protein binding. The record is from RefSeq and is a predicted model, not a curated record. The coding region runs from base 1 to 3555 and encodes 1184 amino acids. The transcript is spliced from 8 exons.
AUGAGUGAAAACUUGAAGGACUGUUUGAUCCAGACCCAGGCUUCCUUAGGGGAGAUGGUGACGAUAAAAACAGAGGCCUGCUCUCCGCGCCGGGACCAGGAGUAUGGACAGCCUUGCUCUGGAAGGCCUGACCCACAGUCCAUGGAGGUGGAGCCCAAGAAACUGAAAGGGAAACGGGAUUUGAUCAUGACCAAGAGCUUUCAGCAAGUGGAUUUCUGGUUUUGCGAGUCCUGCCAGGAAUACUUCGUGGAUGAGUGCCCGAACCAUGGCCCCCCGGUGUUCGUGUCUGACACCCCAGUGCCCGUUGGCAUCCCUGACCGGGCAGCGCUGACCAUCCCGCCUGGAAUGGAGGUGGUGAAAGAGCCCAAUGGGGAGAAUGACGUGCGCUGUAUGAAUGAGGUGAUCCCCAAAGGUCACAUCUUCGGGCCGUACGAGGGGCAGAUCUCUAGCCAGGACAAGUCUGCAGGAUUCUUCUCGUGGCUGAUUGUUGAUAAGAACAACCGCUACAAAUCCAUCGAUGGGACAGAUGAAACCAAAGCAAACUGGAUGAGGUACGUGAUCAUCUCCCGGGAGGAGAGGGAGCAGAACCUGAUGGCCUUCCAGCACAGCGAGAGGAUUUACUUCCGCGCCUGCCGUGACAUUCGCCCUGGGGAGAAGCUGCGGGUCUGGUACAGUGAGGAUUACAUGAAGCGGUUGCAUAGUAUGUCCCAGGAGACCAUCAACAGGAAUCUCACAAGCGGAGACAAAAAGUUGCAGAGGGAAAAGUCAGAAAAGAAUGUGGAAAACCAAGAGGACGCAAGGGGGCCGCUCCAGCUUGCGACCUUCAAGCAAGGGAAGAGCCCCUACAAGCGCAGUUGUGACGAGGGGGAAUCCCACCCCCAAACAAAGAAAAAAAAGAUUGACCUCAUCUUCAAAGAUGUUCUGGAGGCUUCCCUGGAAUCUGCAAAAUUUGAAGAAAACCAGUUAGCAACGAGUACACCGGUUUCCCUCAGAAAAGCAUCUAAAUACCAGGCUGAAGACAUCUUCGAGAGGUGUGGCGGUGCCAUGCAGCACGGCUCCCUGAACCUUGGCAGAAACCGGAGCGAGGGGGAAUGGAAGGUCCCCCACGGUUCCUCUUUCAGCUCAGCCAAAGAGGUGGGCAUCCUUGAAGAUGAGGAAGAAGAGCCCCUGUCACUCCCAGCAGACAGCCCGACUGAGCUGUCACUGGCCUCUGCACAAGGCAACUCCCACGAAAUCCCCACCACCUCCUUCUGCCCCAACUGCAUCCGGCUGAAGAAGAAAAUCCGGGAGCUGCAGGCCGAGUUGGACAUGCUGAGAUCUGGGAAGUUACCCGAGCCACCUGUGCUACCGCCCCAGGUACCCGAGCUCCAAGAGUUCUCGGACCCCACAGCUUCAGAAAGCAUCAUCUCUGUUCCCACCAUCAUGGAGGACGAUGACCAAGAGGUGGAUUCCGCUGAUGAAUCGGUUUCCAACGACAUGAUCGCUGCUACAGACGAGCCUUCCAAGAUGUCUUCUGCGACGGGCCGGAGGAUACGGCGGUUCAAGCAAGAGUGGCUUAAAAAGUUUUGGUUUCUGCGGUACUCCCCGACAUUGAAUGAAAUGUGGUGCCACGUCUGUAGGCAGUAUACAGUGCAAUCCUCUCGGACUUCAGCCUUCAUCAUUGGCUCAAAGCAGUUCAAGAUACACACGAUAAAGCUUCACAGCCAGAGCAACCUCCACAAGAAGUGCCUGCAGCUUUACAAGCUCAGGAUGCACCCAGAGAAGACAGAGGAAAUGUGCCGAAAUAUGACCCUGCUCUUCAAUACGGCGUACCACUUGGCCCUGGAGGGCAGGCCCUACUACGACUUUCGGCCUCUGGCAGAACUACUGAGAAAGUGCGAACUCAAGGUGGUGGAUCAAUACAUGAACGAGGGAGACUGCCAAAUCUUAAUCCACCAUAUCGCCCGGGCUCUUCGAGAGGACCUGGUUGAACGCAUCCGACAGUCUCCCUUCCUCAGCAUCAUUCUGGACGGGCAGAGCGACGACUUGCUUGCCGACACGGUUGCGGUUUAUGUGCAGUACACGAGCAGCGACGGGCCUCCGGCAACCGAAUUCCUCUCUCUUCAGGAACUCGGCUUUUCUACAACAGACAGUUACCUCCAAGCGUUAGACAGGGCUUUUUCGAGCCUGGGAAUACGAUUGCAGGAUGAGAAGCCAACUAUUGGCUUGGGAGUCGAUGGUGCUAACGUUACCGCCAGCCUGAGAGCCAACUUGUUCAUGACAAUCAGAAAAACCUUGCCCUGGCUUCUCUGCCUGCCCUUUAUGGUGCACAGGCCCCACUUGGAAAUUUUGGAUGCCAUCAGUGGGAAGGAACUCCCGUGCCUGGAGGAGCUAGAAAACAAUUUGAAGCAACUGCUCAGUUUCUAUCGUUACUCUCCCCGACUCAUGUGCGAGUUGAGGGUCACUGCUGCCACUCUGUGUGAGGAGACCGAGUUCUUGGGGGACAUUCGAGCGGUGAAGUGGAUCAUUGGGGAGCAGAAUGUGCUCAAUGCUCUAAUCAAGGAUUACCUUGAGGUCGUGGCCCAUCUCAAAGACGUCAGCGGCCAGACCCAAAGGGCGGACGCUUCUGCCAUUGCCUUGGCCCUCCUGCAGUUCCUGAUGGACUACCAGUCGAUUAAACUCAUCUACUUCCUGCUGGAUGUGAUUGCUGUGCUUUCACGCCUUGCCUACGUCUUCCAAGGGGAGUACCUUCUUGUGUCGCAAGUGGACGAUAAAAUAGAGGAGGCCAUCCAGGAGAUCAGCCGGCUAGCAGACUCACCCGGGGAGUACUUGCAGGAGUUUGAGGAAAACUUCCGUGAAAGCUUUAAUGGCAUUGCUGUGAAAAACCUACGGGUGGCCGAAGCCAAAUUCCAGUCGAUCAGAGAAAAGAUCUGCCAGAAGACCCAGGUGAUCCUAGCCCAAAGGUUCGAUUCCCGUAGCCGGACAUUUGUGAAGGCCUGUCAGGUGUUUGACCUUGCAGCUUGGCCCAGAAGCACGGAUGAGCUCAUGAGCUAUGGGAAGGAGGAUAUGGUACAAAUAUUUGAACACCUGGAGACGGUCCCAUCAUUUUCCAGAGAGGUUUGCAGAGAGGGGUUGGACACCCGAGGGAGUCUGCUGAUGGAGUGGCGAGAACUCAAGGUGGAUUAUUAUACCAAAAACGGUUUUAAAGACUUGCUCAGUCACAUUUGUAAAUAUAAACAGAGAUUCCCCCUCUUAAAUAAAAUAGUUCAGAUCCUCAAAGUCCUUCCCACCUCAUCGGCCUGCUGUGAGAAGGGGCGCAACGCCCUGCAGAGAGUGCGCAAAAACAACCGCUCUCGGCUCACGCUGGAGCAGCUCAGUGAUCUUUUGACAAUUGCCGUUAACGGGCCGCCUAUUGCCAACUUCGAUUGCAAAAGGGCGCUAGAUAGCUGGUUCGAGGAGAAGUCGGGCAAUAGUUACGCACUGUCAGCCGAAAUGCUGAGCAGGAUGUCGUCUCUUGAUCAGAAGCCGAUGUUGCAGAGCAUGGACCAUGGCUCUGAGUUUUACCCCGAUAUUUAGGAAGGAAUGCCUCAGAUCAGAAAGCUGUUGAAUAAUUUUUUUAAUCUAUACUCUAAACUUUGAUAAAAAUAUAUAUAUAUACAACUAUUCAUUCAAAACCAGGGCUGCUGUGGAAGCUAGACAGCCAAUGAGUCAAGAGCCAUCUCUGGGUGGAGAUUCAAAGGCUUAAAAAAUUAUAUUCUAAUUUACAUUAUUUAUACUAUGUCUUUAUAAUCCUAGAUUGUUGUGGGUUUUUUGUUUUGUUUUGUUUUGUUUUGUUUGGUAUGACUGAAAGAAAAA